Messenger RNA from Pocillopora damicornis (cauliflower coral), 3252 nucleotides. Its product is annotated as BTB/POZ domain-containing protein 9. The record is from RefSeq and is a predicted model, not a curated record. Gene Ontology annotation, molecular function: protein binding. Gene Ontology annotation, cellular component: cytoplasm. NCBI's taxonomy places the organism in Eukaryota, Metazoa, Cnidaria, Anthozoa, Scleractinia, Pocilloporidae.
UUAAGCAAAUUUGUAGCUUGCAGGAACUGUCUGUGUAAACAUGAAAAACGCUUUUCACUCCUCGCUUCACAGAUCUGACCAGAGAAGCUAGGAUAGCUUUGUCGAGGGUACUUUCUAAUGGGUGACAGUCCAGAUCUUCGUCUAGGAAAUGCGCAGAUAGCUGCUGGAGAAAUCGACCACGUUGAGUUGCUGUCUUCGCAAUCCAGCGCCCUUUUCCGCUCGCAAGAAUUUACAGAUGUUACCUUUAAUGUUGAUGGCUCGAAGAUUUUCGCUCACAGGGUCGUUUUGGCUGCCCGGAGUGAGUAUUUUAGGGCGCUGUUGUAUGGAGGAAUGAGAGAAACCAACCCAGAAACUGAGAUCGAAAUUAAAGACACUACGGCUUCCGCAUUUGAUGCCUUACUCAAAUAUAUUUACAGUGGAAAAAUAUUUCUCGGCGAUUAUAAGGAGGAAACGAUCUUGGAGCUGUUAAGCCUUGCACAUAAAUAUGGUUUUCUUGCUUUGGAAAGUGCACUUCAAGGAUAUUUAAAAUCCAUAUUAAGCAUCAGAAACAUAUGUGUAAUUUUUGAUGCCGCGGUACUCUACCAAAUGAAUGAUUUGUGUGCAACUUGUUUGAGCUUUCUGGACAGGAAUGCUGUGGAGGUUUUAUCAACAGAUGGCUUUUCGUGCUUGACGAAAUCGGCUUUGACAGAAGUUGUCAAAAGAGACUCGUUUUGUGCGCCUGAAAAUCAAAUUUUUAGGGCUGUGCAGGAGUGGGUCGAAUCUGCAGAAGAGAUGAGUGAAGGAGAUUUUAAAGACAUUUUGGACACAGUUCGACUUCCCCUCAUAAGCUUACAUGAUUUGUUUAACACUGUGCGGCCUUCAGAGCUUUACUCUGCUGAUGCCAUUCUAGAUGCAAUUCAAAUUAAGACAGAAAGCCGAGUUCAUGAAAUGAACUUUCGAGGGCAUUUGGUUCCAGAUGAAAACAUUGCAACUUCCCAACAUGGUGCUGAGGUGAUUGAAGGAGAAAUGAGAGAGUCCCUGUUGGAUGGUGACACUACAAAUUUUGACCUGGAUCGGGGAUUUACAAGACAUCUCAUUCUAGAAGGAGACAAAGGGAUCUGUAUUGCACUGGGCAGACCCAGUAUAAUAAACAAUAUCAAGAUGUUGUUAUGGAAUAAAGACCCAAGAUCUUAUUCAUAUUACAUAGAGGUGUCUGUCGACAAUGAAGACUGGAUUAGAGUGAUUGAUUACUCCAAGUAUUUCUGCAGGUCCUGGCAAAGGUUGUACUUUAAACCAAGAGUUGUCAGAUAUAUCCGGGUCCUUGGAGUUCACAACACUGUCAACAAGGUUUUCCAUUUGGUACAUUUUGAGUGUUCAUACUCCAAUACUACAUAUCAGCUGGGAGAGGACGGUGUCAUUGUCCCAUUUGAGAAUGUUGCCUUGCCGUCACUGGGAGCAAGUGUGAUCGAGGGUGUCAGUCGAAGUCGUAAUGCCCUUUUAAAUGGAGAAGUUGGAAAUUACGACUGGAACAUUGGUUACACUUGCCAUCAGCUGGGAAGUGGUGCCAUUGUGGUUCAGUUACCUCAGCCCUACAUUGUUAGCACAAUGAGACUUCUUCUGUGGGAUCUGGAUGAACGAAAGUACAGCUACUUCAUAGAGGUGUCAUGUGAUCAACAGAGUUGGGUUCGAGUUGUGGACAAGACAAAGGAAGUUUGUAGGUCAUGGCAAUAUCUUUCCUUUGAGCCAAGACCAGUGGUCUUUGUGCGUAUUGUUGGUGUUGAGAACACUGCAAAUGAGGUGUUCCAUUGUGUGCAUUUUGAGUGCCCAGCUAAUCACAAAGAACCUAUGAACUGCAGCAGUGAAAUGACAGACAGCUCAGAGCAGAGUGCUGCAUCAGAUUCCACUAUUAGCUCUAUCAUGUGACCACUGAUGGCCAUCAUUCUGUGAUUUAUCAAAACAGCAACUCAUCCAAACAUAUUGCAGUAUAUUUUAUAUAAUAAGUAGAAAGUGAAAGGAAUGGCACCUCAAAUUUAAAACAGUUAAAAACAUUGCGGUUCUUGUUUUGUUAAUUCCCAUAUCCUACACUUCAGCUAAGCAACAGGCAGUGAUUUAUUGCAUAAUCAGAAAGGCCAGCUGAGAAAUGGCAACAGAGGAACCAGUUUCACUUGAAUCUGCUGGUGUUACAAACACAACUUCCUUGUAUCUAAGUUUGUUGAGUAAAGUGUUUGGAACAAACUAAACCAGAAUCCUCUGUAAAUAGUUGAGUAGGACCUGGUUUGGACUUUGUGUCAGCCAUUAAACUGACCACCUUGUGUAGAGUACAUGAUAGUAAAAAGUUGAUAAGUGUGGCUACUUCAAUUUGGAAGAGCCCAGCUGUUCUGACUUACUGCUUGUCUAACGCAGAGAAUUUUAAUUCUGGAAUGGCUUUGAUUCAGAUGACAAAUUUUAUUUGUGGCAAACUAAACCAAAUGCAAUGAUUAUGGUAGCAUAUUUGUAACCCUUUACCAAGAUCAUAAUGUUAAUUCUCCCCUCUAGCUGCUUCACAUUUUCAUGUAAUUUGGUUAGGAGAAUUUGGUGUCCAGCCAAAAGUAAAUUCAGCUCAGCAACCGUUGGGUAAAUCAUUUUCCGCUUAAAGUGAUUCAGUAUAUGAACUGAUAACCGGAGCCGAGUAUCUACAGUUUCAAAUUUAUUAAUGUUAUGGAUCUUUGUUAAUACGAUGCUUUAAAUUUGCAAUUCGAGUACAGCAAAUCAUAUGAAACUCGGGUAUACUUACAGAACUUUUAGAAAAUUGUGUUGCAUCUGUUAAUUUUAAUGUCACUAUUCUUACUGUAGUCAAAUUUUUAACUUCUGGAUGGUACACUGUUGUGUGUAGCUUAUAGUCUUGUUUAUUUGCGGAAUUUAAUCGUACUUCAAUGUACAAAGACUUCAAAAUAAAAUUAGAAAUCUUUAAACUGUUUGGAGUUAAUUUUUACUGACAGAAAAUCACUAUACUUAGCCGACUGUGGGACAUAAUCACAGUUUCGUAUCUGGGAGGGCUCAUCUUGUAAGCUUAGGCCACCUGUGACCUUUAAGAAUGGGUUGUCAAUAUUUUGUUGCAUGCCAGCGGUAACAGUUGCCGUGGUGAUGCUGAUUUGAUAGCUACAUGUGGCAUUCUUGUAGCAGAGUCGUAAUAACAGCUUGAACUGAUUGGAGUUCUACUCCAUUUCUUCCGUUUCUUGUGGAGCUUCAGGUCUCACCACAUUGCGUCUUGAUGUACACAACCUCAUGGCGAUU